CACAUUAUUUGCACAUAUUUAGUACAAUCAAUAAGCGAAAAUUGGUUUGCAUUUGUAAACCGGCGAAAUGGCAAAAUUGGAUGAACGUAUUGGCUUUAUUGGAGGCGGAAGCAUGGCAUUCGCCAUUGGUUCUGGCCUCAUCAGUGGUGGCAUUGUGAAGGCCAGCCAAGUUAUGGUCUCCGGGCCCCACAUUGAGAAUCUGUCCCGUUGGCGUGAUUUGGGCACUUCGAUCACUGAUGAAAACUACGAUGUCAUUGAACACACAGAUAUCAUUUUUAUUUGCGUCAAACCGCACGUGUUGGAGCCAUGUGCAGCUCAGCUCAAAUACAAACAUGUUCCGUCUGCCAAAGAUGCCAACAAACUGUUCGUCUCCGUGCUGGCCGGAACAACAUUGAAAACGCUCGAGGAGAGAUUCGCAUUUAUUGAGGGUUUGGGAUUGAAAAUGAUCCGAACAAUGCCGAAUACAUCGAUGCAAGUGGGCGAAGGUUGUACGGUAUACUCUGGCAACUCGCAUGUCUCACAUCAGGAUCUAGAAAAGGUGCAUCUAAUGCUGAACUCCUUAGGAUUGGCCCAACAAGUGCCCGAAUCGAUGAUUGAUGCAGUCACUGGCGUUACUGGCUGUGGUCCAGCUUUUGUAUAUACCAUCAUUGAGGCACUGGCCGAUGGUGGCGUAAAACAAGGCGUUCCCCGACAGAUGGCCAUUCAGUUUGCCGCCCAGACAUUGCUGGGAGCAUCCAAAACGGUGCUGUUGACCGGCAAGCAUCCGGCAGUACUACGUGAUGAGGUUUGCUCACCAGGCGGAUCAACAAUUGUCGGCGUACACGAGCUGGAAAAGGGCAACCUCAGAGCGACUCUUAUAAAUGCUGUGGAAAAGUCUUCGUUGCGUUCAGCGGAGCUGGGUAAAAAGUAAAGUGACAAUAUCGAUAAAGAUGCUCAUCGACAAUUGAAGUUAUAUCUAUAUAUCCAUGACAAACAGUUCCAUUAAAAUAUACCAUAUUCAAUGAUAA
Drosophila grimshawi is the source of this 1007-nucleotide messenger RNA. It is a transcript of the gene P5cr, whose product is annotated as pyrroline-5-carboxylate reductase 1, mitochondrial. Lineage: Eukaryota; Metazoa; Arthropoda; Insecta; Diptera; Drosophilidae. The record is from RefSeq and is a predicted model, not a curated record. Gene Ontology annotation, biological process: L-proline biosynthetic process. The transcript has 2 exons. Gene Ontology annotation, molecular function: pyrroline-5-carboxylate reductase activity. The coding region runs from base 68 to 910 and encodes 280 amino acids.